AACGUAGCUUUACCUCAUUUUUACGAGUCGCCAACGCACGAAUCUCACGGUAGCGAAAUUCCACCCAGCCGUCGAUUUCGAAUCGCACAGCAAUUUCAAGACGAAUUCGGACACUCGCGUGAGGAGCAACGGAAUAGAGACUCGGAAAAAAAACACCCCACUUCCUAAUAUCCUCUUUCCCCCAAUCGACAUUCAUUUCCCCGGAUUGUCAUCGAAAAAACACCGCCAAGAUGUCUUUAACGAACUGUCGUUUCUACGAGGAGAAGUAUCCGGAGAUUGAUAGCUUUGUCAUGGUCAAUGUCAAGCAGAUCGCCGAGAUGGGUGCUUAUGUUAAGCUGCUGGAGUACGAUAACAUCGACGGCAUGAUUCUUCUCUCUGAACUUUCCCGAAGACGUAUUAGAAGUAUCCAGAAGCUUAUCCGAGUCGGUCGUAACGAGGUCGUGGUGGUGCUUCGUGUCGACAAGGAGAAGGGAUACAUUGAUCUGUCAAAACGACGUGUUUCUCCCGAAGACAUCGUCAAGUGCGAGGAGCGAUACAACAAGAGCAAGAUGGUCCACUCCAUCAUGCGACACGUUGCCGAGAAGACCCAGACACCUAUCGAGUCUCUGUACGAGAGCAUAGCCUGGCCCCUGAACCGCAAAUAUGGUCACGCCAUUGACGCCUUCAAGUUGUCUAUCACCAACCCCGAGGUGUGGGAGGAGAUCACAUUCCCUAACCAGGUCGUCGACGACGAGCUGAAGCUGUACAUCAGCAAGCGACUCACCCCUCAGCCCACCAAGGUCCGUGCCGACGUCGAAGUUACCUGCUUCGGCUAUGAGGGUAUCGAUGCUGUCAAGGCUGCGCUGCGAACCGCCGAGGCCAAGAACACAGAGAACAUGCAGGUCAAGGUCCGACUUGUUUCGCCGCCUUUGUAUGUGCUUACCAGCACAUGCACUGACAAGGCGCAAGGUAUCACUCGCCUGGAGGAGGCCAUUGUCGACAUCCGGACCACCAUUGAGGCUGCCGGUGGCAACCUUACCGUCAAGAUGGAGCCCAAGGCCGUUACGGAGAGCGAUGACGCCGAGCUGCAGGCACUGAUGGAGAAGAGAGAGCGUGAGAACGCUGAAGUUAGCGGCGACGAAAGUGUCAGCGAUAGUGACGACAACAUCCCUGAGACUAUCUAAGCGUCUCAAAGCACAGCUCUAUACCACCAGCGAUGAAGCUGCGAUUCCAAGCUCGGCUGAAGAGAAUGGGAACAAGCGGAUACUAUCUUUUGAACAAAAAGAAGAAAGCGAAAAAAGCUGUCAGCGCUCGUAUGAAAAUGAGAGACAUGGCCUAGAAUUUGGUUUAAGAAGUUUUGGUCGUGGGUAAUGGCGUCUUUUGCGUGACGGACGACCUAAAAGCCGUGGAAGGCGGGAUAUAUUGUGAGGGUAGAUUUUGGUCGUGACUGCUGGACGUUUGAUUUACGCGGGGCAUCAAAGCUUUUCAUAAGAUUAAAAAAAUGCUAUAAAUCAAACAAUCAUAGACUGUGCCAACUGUAUUUACACGUAGACUCGAGCAGUGUUGAAGCUUUG
Trichoderma atroviride IMI 206040 is the source of this 1553-nucleotide messenger RNA. RefSeq lists its product as uncharacterized. Gene Ontology annotation, molecular function: RNA binding; translation initiation factor activity; ribosome binding. Lineage: Eukaryota; Fungi; Ascomycota; Sordariomycetes; Hypocreales; Hypocreaceae. Gene Ontology annotation, cellular component: eukaryotic 48S preinitiation complex; eukaryotic translation initiation factor 2 complex. Gene Ontology annotation, biological process: translational initiation. The record is from RefSeq and is a predicted model, not a curated record.